UUCAGUGACAUUUUUUACGUGCUUAAUCGUUUUCGUGGUAUUCGGGCGGGUAAAAUCCGGUGGUGCGAUCUCGGUGAAAAUAUCCUGCUCUUCGAUUGCGCCUGGUAUGACAAUUGCCGACGGCCUUGAAUUCGAGGAACAUGGCGAGCGUUCAGCCCCCUGCGACCGACACCUCCAUAGACGUACAGCACAUCUACAGACCCAGGAGCACCAGCUGGGGCGCCGCGAACUCGUCGCGAAGGAGACGAACUUCCUCCGUGGUUGCGAUUGCCCAAGGAAGAAACAGACGCAUUAGUUGCAUGCCCAUCAGUGAAGAACCGACUAGUAAACUUCAUCUCAAGGUGAUUCGCGGCAAAAGUCUUAUGAAGAAAGACAUUUUUGGUGCAAGCGAUCCCUAUGUUAAAAUUGACUUAAUCUCAGCUAGUGACAAUAGUAUUAUUGACUCCGUACUUACAAGGACUAAAAAGAAGACGCUUAAUCCUGAAUGGAAUGAAGAUUUUAUAUUUAGAGUGAAGCCCGCCGAUCACAAACUCAUUUUGCAAGUUUUUGAUGAAAAUCGGCUGACACGUGACGAUUUCCUCGGUAUGGUCGAAUUGUCUUUGACCAAUCUUCCAAAAGAGCAAGAGGGUCGAGUAAUUCCGUCUGUGAAAUACCUGCUCCGUCCCAGAAGCGAUUUCAGCGCCAGGUCGAGAGUGCGCGGCCACCUCGAGCUCUAUCACGCUUAUCUGUACGAUCCAGGGGCGGCGCCGAUCGCGGCCCCCGAGGAAGCGCCCCUAAACCCCAAUGAGUGGGAGAUUGUCGGCGAAGGCAGGGAGGAGACCUCCGCACAGCCUGUGCUGGUGAACGCGACGACGGAGGCUCAAACUCCGCUGCCUCCCGGUUGGGAAGAGAGGCAAGAUGCAAAUGGCAGGACAUACUAUGUCAACCACAUAGCCAGGACAACGCAAUGGGAAAGGCCGACGCUGGCAAGCGGCAGUCCAGAAAGCGAGGCCGUCACUCGCGGCGAGGACAGGGAAGUGUUCGAAAGGAGGUACCACAUAAGCGUCGAAGAGCAGAACAGCGAGAGAGGCGACAACUCUAACAAUCAGCCGGGCGAGCGGGCAGGGGAAGCGGGAACCGACAAUGCGCUCGAACGCGCCGCCACCGGGGCGUCGCUAUCGGCACCGCCUCCGUCGGUCCACAGAAUAUCGACGGACUCGUGCGUUAGCGACUUCGAAACGAACCGACAAAGCACCACCGAUUCGGACUACGAUGGGUCUGCCGAGAGCCAAGCGAGCAGUAGGCGGAGCUCGAUCGUAGAUGGCGCCAUCCGCGAGCGUGUCGACACGAGUUUCGACAACGUGGACAGCAAUGAGUCAUCGCGACGUGAUUCGACUGCGUCGACGAACAACGCGAGUGAUGGCGCAUCGCAGAACGACCUCAGCGUCAUCGGGGAGGACCUGCCACCCGGCUGGAGCGUGCAAAAGGCGCCUAACGGCAGGUUGUUUUUCAUCGACCACCACGAACGGACGACGUCGUGGGUGGACCCGCGAACCGGGCGAGCCAGUCCGAUGCCGAAUCAGCCGGCGGCCCCGCCUACGAACAGGAAGCCCGAUGACGACCUUGGACCGCUGCCUGAGGGGUGGGAGGAGCGAGUCCAUAUCGACGGUCGCAUCUUUUUCAUAGACCACAACACAAGGACAACGCAGUGGGACGACCCUCGGCUGUCCAACCCGCAGAUAGCGGGUCCCGCGAUACCCUACUCGAGGGACUAUAAGAGGAAGUAUGAGUACAUGAAGACUCAGCUGAAGAAACCGACCAACGUGCCGAAUAAGUUCGAGAUCAAAGUCAGGAGGCGGAGCAUACUCGAGGACUCGUUCCGGGUGAUCACGACGGUGCUCAGGGUCGAUUUGCUAAAGACGAAGCUGUGGGUGGAGUUUGAGGGCGAGGUGGGGUUGGAUUACGGUGGGCUGGCCCGCGAAUGGUUCUAUCUGCUGUCGAAAGAGAUGUUCAAUCCGUAUUACGGAUUGUUCGAGUAUUCGGCAAUGGACAAUUACACUUUACAAAUCAACCCAACGUCGGGACUGUGCAACGAGGACCACCUUGCGUACUUUAAGUUCAUCGGCAGGGUGGCCGGUAUGGCGGUGUAUCACGGCAAACUUUUGGACGCGUUCUUCAUCAGGCCGUUUUACAAGAUGAUGCUGUCGAAACCCAUCGACUUGAAAGACAUGGAAUCGGUCGAUUCCGAAUACUACAAGUCGCUGCUGUGGAUCAAAGAAAACGACCCGUCCGGUUUGGACCUGACGUUCUCCGUCGACGAGGAAAAAUUCGGUGAAACGUCGGUCCACGAGCUGAUCGAUGGUGGCGCCAACGUGCCCCUAGACGACUCUAAUAAGGACCAGUACAUCAAGUGCAUAAUACAGUGGCGGUUCGUCGAGAGGGUGCAGGAACAGAUGAACGCGUUCCUGGAGGGUUUCAGCGACUUGAUUCCCCUCAACAUAAUCAAGAUAUUCGACGAGAACGAGCUCGAGCUGCUGAUGUGCGGCAUCCAGCAUAUCGACGUGAAAGACUGGAAACAGAAUAGUCUGUACAAGGGCGAUUACCACGCAAACCAUAUCGUCGUUCAGUAUUUUUGGAGAGUCGUUUUGUCAUUUAACAACGAGAUGAGGGCACGACUGUUGCAAUUCGUCACUGGUACGUCGCGGGUACCGAUGAACGGUUUCAAAGAGCUAUACGGCAGCAAUGGGCCGCAGUUGUUCACGAUCGAGAAGUGGGGCACGACUGACAACUACCCGCGCGCGCACACGUGUUUCAAUCGAUUGGAUCUACCUCCGUACGACAGCUACCAGCAACUGAAGGAGAAACUAAUAAAGGCCAUAGAGGGCUCGCAAGGUUUCGCGGGGGUCGACUAGUGAUACUUGUAAAAAAAAACUCGUGAAGCGUAUGUAUAUGAGAUUAUAAUAAUUUAAACUGUUCUGUCCAUUAAUAUCUAAGGUUUUAAAAAAUAUUUUUCAAAUUUUCUUAAUCUAUUCUGCAUUGGAGCGUUUGGUGAAUGAUAGUGUUGAUAACGUGUAGGACUGCUCUGACUGAGCAGACGAGAAACGGGGCCAAUAUUUUUUGACGAAUAGCGAACGCUCCUCAUUCCACCAUAAUAUAUAUAUACAUUAUAUUUUUUAAAGUUAUUAUUAUGUAUACUUUGUAUAAAAUACACGUGGUUAAAAUGAAGGUGUAGAAUGUGAUAAUGUAAACAUAAGCUUUUUUAAUGAUACAAACUUGUUAUAAAUUGUAUAAUUUUUUUUUUAAUAUAUACGAUUUUUUUUUAACUUGUCCUAUAAGGCAGUGUCCUUAAACGUGGGUGCAAUAUUUUUGUCGUUCUUUAAUUUUUCAUUGGAGAUUUGUUUAACGAGUUCACCGAUAAAAAGACAAAACGAAGGAGAGAUUAGAGAAUUUGUUAACGAUAAGAGAGGUUUAACAGCCACACACCGUUUUUGAUGUAUUAUUUAUUCCCUCUGUAGGUUUAAUUUCUAUUUAUCUGUUUUUUUUUUGUAUAAAUACCGUAAAAAAUAAAUAACCAGGAGGCAAUAAAAC
This is a messenger RNA of Cylas formicarius (sweet potato weevil), 3567 nucleotides long. RefSeq names its product E3 ubiquitin-protein ligase Nedd-4 (gene Nedd4). Gene Ontology annotation, biological process: ubiquitin-dependent protein catabolic process; regulation of dendrite morphogenesis. Lineage: Eukaryota; Metazoa; Arthropoda; Insecta; Coleoptera; Brentidae. Gene Ontology annotation, molecular function: ubiquitin protein ligase activity; protein binding; sodium channel inhibitor activity. The record is from RefSeq and is a predicted model, not a curated record. The transcript has 17 exons. Bases 141 to 2891 code for a protein of 916 amino acids.